Molecule: messenger RNA, 1178 nt
Organism: Ochlerotatus camptorhynchus
Lineage: Eukaryota; Metazoa; Arthropoda; Insecta; Diptera; Culicidae
Gene: PIG-K
Product: Phosphatidylinositol glycan anchor biosynthesis class K
Exons: 4
Coding region: 24-1088 (354 amino acids)
Biological process (GO): proteolysis; attachment of GPI anchor to protein
Cellular component (GO): GPI-anchor transamidase complex
Molecular function (GO): GPI-anchor transamidase activity
Source: RefSeq, a predicted model, not a curated record
UGAUAUUCUCGAUAAUCUUCAAAAUGCAGCUUAAAACCAAAGAAAUUUAUAUGAAAACUAUUACAUUUGUUGCAAUUUUCGUCUAUCUUGCAAGCAAUAGUUGCACAGCAAAUGAAAUCGAGCUCCCGAAACAGUUUGUCGCAAGCAGUUCGCACACAAACAACUGGGCGGUUCUGGUAGAUACGUCACGGUUCUGGUUCAACUACCGACACAUUGCCAAUGUCCUGUCAGUGUACCGUUCGGUCAAACGGCUAGGCAUUCCGGAUAGCCAGAUUCUGCUGAUGAUUGCCGAUGACAUGGCCUGCAAUCCGCGGAAUCCCCGGCCGGCUACGGUGUUCAACAAUGCGAACCAGCACAUCAAUGUGUACGGAGCGGAUGUGGAAGUGGACUACAGGGGGUACGAGGUGACAGUGGAGAAUUUUGUCCGUUUGCUAACCGGAAGAAAUGAGAAUGGAACGGCUAGGUCGAAACGGCUGCUGUCCGAUGCUGGGAGUAAUGUGCUUAUCUAUCUGACCGGGCAUGGAGGGGAUGGGUUUUUGAAGUUCCAAGAUUCCGAAGAGAUCACCAAUCAGGAAUUGGCGGACGCAAUUGAGCAAAUGUGGCAGAAACAGAGGUACAAUGAGCUAUUCUUCAUGAUCGACACGUGCCAGGCGGCAUCGAUGUACGAGAAAUUUUACUCACCGAAUAUACUGGCCGUGGCGAGCAGUUUGGUGGGUGAAGAUUCCCUAUCGCAUCACGUCGAUCCAGCGAUCGGGGUCUACAUCAUCGAUAGGUAUACGUACUAUGCGCUGGAGUUCUUGGAGAAGGUGGAGGUCAAUAGCAAGAAAACGAUGGGGGAAUUUCUCUCAGUUUGUCCUAAACGAGUUUGCAUUUCGACAGUCGGAGUACGGAAAGAUCUGUACCCCAAAGAUCCCUACAAAGUACCCAUCACCGAUUUCUUCGGUUCGAUCAGGCCAACAGAAAUAACGUCGGGUGUUGUAAAUGUAACACUUUCCACUGUUCCGGAGGAGCACUUUGAACAGAAACCCAUAAGCAAACCACAUGCAGCAUUGUUCUACGAACAAUUUCCAUCAAAAUUGUUUGUCUAAAAAAUCUAGUCCAGUAUUCCCAAGGUAAGGACCUUUCUCUAACUGUCUACGGUUAUUUAAUAAAUUCAACAAAUCCAAUCGGUCCAAACG